Messenger RNA from Gigantopelta aegis, 1677 nucleotides. Its product is annotated as solute carrier family 52, riboflavin transporter, member 3-B-like. Gene Ontology annotation, biological process: riboflavin transport. The record is from RefSeq and is a predicted model, not a curated record. The transcript is spliced from 2 exons. Gene Ontology annotation, cellular component: plasma membrane. The coding region runs from base 1 to 1524 and encodes 507 amino acids. Lineage: Eukaryota; Metazoa; Mollusca; Gastropoda; Neomphalida; Peltospiridae. Gene Ontology annotation, molecular function: riboflavin transmembrane transporter activity.
AUGGCUGCCUGUUUAGACCGAAUCUACAACCAUUUUAAAGGCACCCACCCGGCCAUUCACCUCUUAUGCUGUUUCCUGGGCAUCGCCUCGUGGGUUGAUCUCAGCGGGGUGUUGUUGGAACAGCCCAUCCUUAUCACAACCCUCCCGGAACAGCUGACGCUCUCGAGUAUCCUUAACGUCACUGUCCAGAUGGCCAACGUCGGUCCGCUCAUCUUCGCCAUUCUGGUGUGCGUCUUUCCAAAGCGAAGGGUUGAGAUUCCCACCACCUUCGUCAUCAUCGCCGUUGGCAUCAUCUCCUGCGUGUUGUUAUCCUUCUUCUGGGACGUGACCACCUACGUGGGCGGCGUUCUGCACUCCACCGCCCUGCUCGUCCUCUGCUUCACGCUGGCGUUCGUCGACGCCACAUCCACGCUCGCGUUUCUGGCCUUCAUGGCGAUGCUGCAGCCAGUGUACCUCCCAGCGUAUCUCGUCGGAGAAGGACUCAGCACGUUUCUGCCGACUCUCGUCGCUCUGGGACAAGGCUCAGGUAAAGUCCAAUGCGUGAAUAAGACCUUCCAGGUAUCCAAGGAUCUGGGUGGAAUAGUGUUUAACUUCACCAUCAAUCGAGAGAUUCCCAUUUUCGACCCUCCUGCAAUAUCGGUUCAAGUGUUUUUCCUCAUACUGGCGGCGUUCCUCUGCCUCUCUCUCACAGCUUUUUUCUGCCUUAUCUGUUUCCCGCGAUGCGGGGUAUACAAAUGCGCCUACACUAAAUCGGCACAGGACGAUGAUGAUGUUGAUGAUGACGUUGAUGGUGACGCCAGACCGUCAGGACAGAAGGCACUGGAGCUCGACGACAUUCGAAUGCAGAACACGACAAACAUACGUCACCUCAGAACCAAAACCAAGACAGUGGAAGAGGCUCCUGAAAAGGACGAAAAGAUGGCGGACGUCUCGUUCUGUCAGUGCGCCCUCCUGCUGAUACAGGCCUUCUGGCUGAUGUGUCUGCUGGGUAUAUACGUCUCAAUGUCACCCUACUUCUCCCUGCCGUACGGACUCAAGUUCUACCACCUCGCCAACACCCUAUCCACGAUGUCCCUGGCCGCUGGUUCGCUCGCCUACUUCAUCUUCCCGCACAGGUCGACCGUGGUCGUGUAUGUGCUCACUGUCCUACAUACGGGUCUCACGAGCUACUUCCUGUACAUGGCCUCUACCAGUCCGGUUCCCCCGCUGUUGCACCAUGACGCCGGACGACCGUUACUGUUUAACCACCAUUUGUCAUAUACCUUUAAAUUAUUACUUUUACGUUUUUUUUUGUUUGUUUUUUACAUUUGUUUUGCACAGAUCACGCUGUCCAUUCUGAUCGUGUUCAUGUGGACCUACAGCCGAUCGACAAUCAUCGGCAUUAUCCGCCCUCUAGGUCGACGCAUGAUGAUACUGGUGGGCGUGUCUAUCCAGUUCGGCAGUCUGGUGGGCGGAGUCACGGGCUACGUGUUGGUGAAAGUGUAUGAAGUGUUCCAAGAAGCCGAGCCCUGUUCUGCGCUAUAAUAGUCAGAUUUUACCGACAUCAAUGACUGUGUUUAAAGCCACUGACGCCAUUUUUUUUUUUAUUUUUUUUAUCAUGGUAAGAUGUUUUCACACCCUGACUGUCGAUGUUUUCUUACAGCAUUGUUUCCCCAUAGGCGUACGGGCUGCCAUUUU